Molecule: messenger RNA, 2062 nt
Organism: Amoebophrya sp. A25
Lineage: Eukaryota; Dinophyceae; Syndiniales; Amoebophryaceae
Source: the annotation of a GenBank genome assembly
UCUUGAUCUGUUGACAGGAUUCAGUUGUUUUUUAAUCACCCCCCACUCCAGGUGGUGCUCGGAAUGCUUUCACUUUAUUUGAUGUGACUUUGUUUUCGGACGAAAGAUCAUCUUGCUUAUCUUUUUGAAAUGAAAUCCCCUCCCCGGCGCCGACCCUGCUGCGCGUUUUCCCUUUUGGUUUUUCCCUCUGUACAUUGAUUUUCGGAUCGAACGAUGAGAAAGAGAAGUGCUAUGAUUGACUCGUUCCCAGAAGGAGUGCCGCUAAUUCAGCUUGACUCCGUAACUCAGCGAAGCAAUGUACGAUCAUUAAAAAAAGAUUUGAAAAAAUCUGAUUUUACAUGAGGAAAAGGCCUGGUCCAGAAAAAGAAUAUGACGUCAUCUCGACAAAGUAGCACGCGGCGCACUUCCAACUUGGGGCUGGAGAAGGGCGCUCGUGCUUCAACGAAGUAUCUGCUCCUGUUGUCAGUCUGCUCCUUCUUCCUGUUGCAGCAAGUAACAGGAAGCGAGCUCUUGCUCUCUUCAACAUCUUCCGCCUCAACUACAAACAAGCCUGGCAGAAAGAAUGGAGUAUCUACUACUUCAAGUAGUCCAACAACUACAUCUGCUUCUUCUCUAGAAGAACUGCUCUUCACAGAACAUCCUUUGUUCAAAUGGGGGCACAGUUUGUAUAGCAGUUUCUUCGGGUCGAGCAAGAAGGGUUUUGAUGGUGAGAAGAUAUUCCGACUACAACUCCAGAAAUGUGAGGGAAAAGACGAAGUUUCGAUCCACGGAUUGUGGCCCGAGUGGGCUGAGUAUUGUCCAGGACCCAAGUUUCACAAAUCGGGGAUAGAAGACUUGAUGCCAAGGUACAACUUAAUCUAAGUACUCGAAAAACAACAACUUAAUCUACUUUUUAGCUCAAAUACGUAAAAAUGAAGCAGGAGGUACAACUAACAUGAACAAGAUCAUUACGAAUCAAUCUGGAAUUUGGAAGAGUUCAACAACAUGACGUCAACAUGAGGUACAACUUGUUCUAUACAAGAACACGACUGCUCCUUUGCUUUUGUAUGUUUCACCACAAAUCUUUGGUUCCUCGAUCUCCUGGAUGAUCAUACCAAAUUCAGGAUGGAAGCAGAUUGGUUUUCUUGCCAAUCGAGGACCAUUCUACAGGCGGAGCAUGGAGGAGAACGACGUUAUCUUCGCAGUAGCUCUCGAACGACAUCUUCUUCUUCCAGUAAAAAGUCGAAUACAUGGUUCUGGACCCACGAGUGGGAACGACACGGAACGUGUAGUGAAUUCCCGGAUGAGCACUCCUAUUUUGCCAAAGUGCUAGACCUCUACGACCAAUACAAGGACGAUAGCAGGUGCAAGGGGAAAGAAUUAUGAUUUUGGGAGAAGGUCAUUGGUGAACGUGAAGUACUAGAAGUACUAAUUACUAGUACUAUAUAUAAAUAUAGCACUAGUACUCUAGUAGAAAAGACACUUGAUUGUUGUAAAAACUGAGCACGACCAUGUCCAUGGGAGCAUUGAGCAAUUUUUAGGAUUCAUUCUUCAUGAAAAAUUCCUGUCAGACUCCGUAGAUCAGAAUCGCUUCAUCCAUAUUCUAACAAUCCUGUGCCAUGUCUGUCUGACGCCCAAAGAGUGGCAAGAGACGAAAUGCCCGUACUGGAGACCCCAGCGUGGAAGUAGAGGUAAGGACAAUCUGUUGCUCUUACAACAGGAAGUGGAAGUAGAGGGACAGGAUGUAGAGGAUGAAGAGCAGGUGGAAAAGAAUGAAGCAGAGGUAGCAGAUGACGCAGAGCAGGUAGCUGCUGAUGAGGAGGUCCUUCUAGAUGAAGUUGCAGGACAACGAAAACCAUCAAUGCGAGCGGCCGCCGACAGGGGAGCUCCUGCUCAUAGUGUAGCUGCGGAAAAAAGCAAUGAUGAAGCAGAUCAUCUGAAACAAGCAGAUACUAGUGCAGAUUCUCUGUUUCGCCGAUUUAUGGCCGGUUUCACGCAGCUUUUGCAGCGUCGAGCAUCCACGUCUAAGAAGCCUACAGCCCCUGUUGUGGUGGAGGAGGAAUACACGGCAGCUGAAAACUGA